UUUCAGUAGUUGCUAAGCUGUUGCAGAAGAAAAAUAAAUUCUACGUUUUUUUUUAGGAUCUCGGUUGAGAUUUUUAUAAUUUAAUUAAGCUAAGUGAACAUCAUGUUCAAGUCGUAUGUGCUUACCUUGUCUUUGGUGCUGCUGCUGGCGCUGAUGCAGCUGAGUGGCGCACUUGAAUUUCACGAUUGCGGCUCUAAAACGGGCAAAUUUACGCAGGUGAUCAUCGAGGGCUGCGAUACCACAAAGUCCGAGUGCGUACUCAAAAGGAACACGAACGUCUCGAUAUCGAUAGACAUUGCGCUGGCUGAAGUUGCAUCGGCCGUGAAAACCGUUGUUCACGGCAAAGUUCUUGGCAUUGAAAUGCCCUUCCCCCUCUCCAAUCCAGAUGCGUGCCAAGACAGUGGCUUAAAAUGCCCAUUGGAAAAGAACGAAACGUAUCGAUACACGGCCACAUUGCCUGUGCUAAAGAGCUACCCGAAAGUGUCUGUAUUGGUCAAAUGGGAGCUACAGGAUCAGAAUAAUGUCGAUAUCGUGUGUGUCGAGAUACCCGCUAGAAUUCAAUAAUAAUAUUAAAUAAAAGAUUACUCAAAGUUUCACUGUUAAAUUUGCAUGAUGACUGUAUUCUUAUUGUAAUCUAAUAAAAAAGUAAAAAUAAAGAAAACGAAAAUUA
Messenger RNA from Drosophila albomicans, 670 nucleotides. RefSeq names its product NPC intracellular cholesterol transporter 2 homolog a (gene Npc2a). The record is from RefSeq and is a predicted model, not a curated record. The coding region runs from base 103 to 564 and encodes 153 amino acids. Lineage: Eukaryota; Metazoa; Arthropoda; Insecta; Diptera; Drosophilidae. Gene Ontology annotation, molecular function: sterol binding. Gene Ontology annotation, biological process: intracellular cholesterol transport. The transcript has a single exon.